Molecule: messenger RNA, 1152 nt
Organism: Phytophthora nicotianae INRA-310
Lineage: Eukaryota; Oomycota; Peronosporomycetes; Peronosporales; Peronosporaceae
Exons: 3
Coding region: 1-1152 (383 amino acids)
Source: RefSeq, a predicted model, not a curated record
AUGGAGGUCACCGAUCUGCGGGCUGAGCGGGACCAGGCGCAAGAGAGAUUGUCCAGCAUGGCGUCUCUUCUCCCUGCUGCUUUGGGCCACAAACGAGCACGUUCCGAGUCCGAUUCUCCAGCCCAGUCUGCUCGCGUCUCCAAGGCCGCUCGAUCAACUUCAGGUCCCUUCCCGGCUGGCGCUCUGAGUCAGAGCGAUGCGUCUAGAUCUUCGAUCGAAGUAUUGUCUGCAGUGGCUGUCGCUCAUUCGACCGCCAAGGGUGCUUCGUCUUCGCCUGCAGCUUUCGAUGCGGGCGCCCAUUCCGACGGUGGCGAGACCUCUUCCGGCAAAUCCAGUUCUACUCACGUUUUUGACUCGGAUGCCGCAGGAAGCGACAGUGGUUCAGUGGAGUUGAGUCGCGGUAGGGACCAGCUCGGAAUGCCAUCCGGUCCACUAUCGGACAUUGAACUGGCGGAUUUACCGCGUACCACAUUUCCCCGGUCGGAGUGCAUCCCCAGUUAUCGUGAUCGUCGUAGCUUUCGCAGCCACGAUAUCGCCCCCUGGUCUGCGCAGGAUAUUCGUCAGACAAACAUCGUGGAGAUGGACGCGGAUCUGCUGUUUCAUCAUUUUGCCAAGCCGAUGGAAUGGCAAAUCCCUCUUCGCGACCCCGUGCCUCCGCUUGGAGAAUGGCGAAACGAUCUAGUGGACGAGAGCAACGUACGCAACUUGAUCGAGUCUGCUCCGUGGGAAAUCCUUGCUGCCAAGAUCGAUCCUCUCACGUUCCGCGAUCGAGGCUGGUUCCGACACAUGAUGCGAAUCUACGCUUCUUACGAGGAUGAGCAUCUUUCGGGCUUAUUGGGACUCUACCCACGCCUUUCCGCCGGCGCCCGGUGGAAAUCGUUCCUCCAACAGGUGCUGAUCGGCUUGCUCCGAGGUUACUGCGACCUUGACCUGUUGCUGGAUCCCUUCUUCCUGCAUUUCCCUCGACCUGGCGAGGCAGGUGCCUGGUAUCCUGGGAUCGAGGACGGAGCCGAUCCUGAUGAUCUACUGGAGGCGUUGACCAUCACGGACGUGGCCGAUCGCUGGCGCAAUCACUAUCGCGAGGUACCAGGGGAUCACCCGGCGCUUGGGAUCGCUCGCUUGCCUGGCAAGUUCGUGCCCUCCUCUUCCUGA